AUGGAUGACGACGGCGAGGCUGGUGAAGAUCCUCCUUUUCAGGAGGAUGAUUCCGAGGAAAUAAUUUCCGAGGAAAUAAUUGCUCCCCCGAUGUACCUUUCGGACACGGAAGAGGAUCCUUCUCCUCUCCCGCAGACCCUUUUAUCACAAAUUCCCUUUGUGUUUGGCAACUCCUCACCAGCAUCAACCCCUCAAGUAAACUCCCCCUUUGAAAAAGCUAAUGAGCUGCCUCAAGCCGCCCCUCGCCGUCGGGUUUACCAACCUGAAUCGACGGGACCCUGGGUAGUUUAUAUCCGGUCCAAAACGAAUGUCGACAAAUGCAAAAAGAAAAAAAAAUAUCAAAAAAUUGGAGCACCCGACCCGACUAAACAUGGAUGGCCGACGAGCUUUGUGGCACAAAGCCGGACUGUUUUCGCAGGGCCAGUCACCGAGAACCCCGGAAUCGAGAUUCAAACGAUGGAAUACGGAAACGGAAUCGAUCCGGAUGUUCGGGAAACAGCACAGCUCAACAGCAGCAGAUCCAGUCGCAAAUGGGAAAAACGAUUGGGAGGAUGUCAAUGUUUUGUAGUUUUCCUGAGCGGAUCAUUGCUGUCCGGGUUGAUGUUUGCGCUGCUGAAUUAUAUUCCCAACAAUCGAUCCCUCCCUGUGGCUGGAAGUGGAGGACGGGUGGCGCCUCAUCAUUUACCGGAUUCUGGGUUCCUGCAAAUUGCCGACGAAGCCCGGGUCAUGGUCGCCGGUAUUCGAUUGUGUUGCUCCCAAGCCAGGCGGAGUCAAUGAUUGGUAGUGAAAUCUCGG
Uranotaenia lowii is the source of this 795-nucleotide messenger RNA. RefSeq lists its product as uncharacterized. Lineage: Eukaryota; Metazoa; Arthropoda; Insecta; Diptera; Culicidae. Bases 1 to 777 code for a protein of 258 amino acids. The transcript has 3 exons. The record is from RefSeq and is a predicted model, not a curated record.